Huiozyma naganishii CBS 8797 is the source of this 666-nucleotide messenger RNA. RefSeq names its product TATA-binding protein-associated factor TAF14 (gene TAF14). The transcript has a single exon. The record is from RefSeq and is a predicted model, not a curated record. Gene Ontology annotation, biological process: chromatin remodeling; regulation of transcription by RNA polymerase II. Bases 1 to 666 code for a protein of 221 amino acids. Gene Ontology annotation, molecular function: histone binding. Gene Ontology annotation, cellular component: NuA4 histone acetyltransferase complex; Swr1 complex. Lineage: Eukaryota; Fungi; Ascomycota; Saccharomycetes; Saccharomycetales; Saccharomycetaceae.
AUGCCGGAUGUGCCUCCCGUGGAGAACUUUCCCGUGCGUCAGUGGUCCAUUGAAGUUGUUCUUUUGGAUGAAGAAAAUAAAGAAGUCCCCGCGACAAUCUUUGAAAAAGUUAUAUACCAUCUGCAUCCCACUUUUGCCAAUCCUAAUAGAACCUUCAUGGAAUUGCCCUUCAGGAUAGUGGAACAAGGUUGGGGUGGGUUCCCCCUUGACAUCAGCGUCUUUUUCCUUGAAAAGGCUGGGGAGAGAAAGAUCCCACACGAUUUGAAUUUCUUGCAAGAGGAGUACGAGGUGGACCACGUUAUCCAGGUUCCUUUGAACAAGCCGCUAUUGACCGCGGAACUCGAGAAAAGCGGGAGCAUAGAGGAUACGAGCACCAAAAGGAAAGCUUUGAUAAGUAACGGCGCGGAACCAAAGGCCAAAAAGGCCAGAACGGGAAGCGCGUCGACCAUCAAGGGUAACGUCGAUUUGGAGAAGCUUGCUGUUGGUAUGACCAAGCUUAGCGAGGACGAUUUGGUCGGGAUCGUACAGAUGAUAACGGAUAAUAACACACCAGAGAUGAACGUGACCAAUAAUGUUGAAGAGGGAGAGUUCAUCAUCGAUCUUUAUAGCCUCCCGGACGGGUUGUUGAAGAGUUUAUGGGACUACGUCAAGAAGAAUACCGAAUGA